AUGUCCCGGCGGCAGAGGCCGUGUCCCAGCCCGGCCCUGGGCUGCCGGGGGCUGUCCCCACCCCACGCGUGGAAAACACCGGCCGUGGGGCACCGGGGAGCGGCCGGGACUGGCCGGGCAGGGGCUCCAGCGCCGCCCACCCCCCCGCCCCCGCCGCCGGCCUCGCCGGGAAAGUUGCUCCAAGUUGGAGCGAUGGCGGCGGCUCCUCCUGACGCAUCUUCUCUCUUUUCCAUCCCCAGGUGGGCACGGCCGAGCGGCGUCGCGGGCACCGGACACCGGGCGAGGCGGAGCGGCAGCCCCGGGACUCGGCCGGUAGCACCGGAGGGAUGCGGGGCAGGUGCGGGACCCGCAGUUGGCGGCGUUACCGGGAACGGUGGCAACUUCCCGGGCCGGCGGGGAGCGGCCCCCGGCGGCAUCGCUCGGUGCGGCGGGACAGGGCCGGGGCCGCCCGGUGCUCCGGGGGGAAGCGGGGCCCCCUCCCCGAGCCUCCCGCCGAGGCGGCCGCCGGUUCCUGCGGCGAGCGCCGCGCUCGCACCGGAGCCCAACAUGGCUGCUGUAGUGAAGGUAUUUGAUUCACACGGGGGUGUAGGCGAGGGGAAAAGGGGGGGACCGGAGCCGCCGGGGCCGGUCCAGCGCCCGCAGCCACCGGUGAACCGGCUACGGGCGGGCGACGAGCCGGUAAGUGCCGGGAGGAACGGGCCCGGGCGGGCGCCGUGCAGCCCCCGCCGCGGACACGCGUGGGGCGGCCGCUUCCCCGGUACCGGCGGUGCCAAGCUCGCCCCGCGCCUCCCGGGGACGGCGAGCCGUGGGCAGCGGGCAGCGGGCACCGGCGGGGCCGAAGCGCGGCCCUCCCGGGCCCUGCGCGGUGCCAGCGGGGCCCUGGGCGGGCAGAGAGGCACCGGCUGCGGUGCUGCCCGAACCGGCCCCUCCUGGAACGGGGCCCGGACCGGAGCGAGCUCCCGGAGCGGCGGCAAAGCUCGGCCGGUCUCGUUCGUUCCCUCGGCGGAGCUGCGGGGCCGCGCUCGUUGUUGGGGUUUUACCCUUUGGGCCGGCCGGGGCACAGCCGUGGGCAGCGGCACCGGCACCGGCGGGGCCCGGCAGGUGCGGACGGGCAGCGAGGGGCGAAUUGCGGAGCCCCGGUUCGGAGGUAACGGCGGCGGCUCGGCCCCACGCGUGGUGCGGGGAGUGCGGGGGAUGGCGGGCAGCAGCACCGGGGCCGUACCGGGGGACGAGCCGGUGAUCUGGCACGGCGCUGGCACCACCGCGCAGAGCUCGGCCGCGCCGCGGAGCACCGGGGACGGACGGAGGAGGCACGACCCCGCACGGCCCCGGGGCGCGGCGCCGCCGCCGUUCAGCACCACGGAGAGCGGCGGGGCCGGUGCCCGGUCCCCGGUGCCCGGUGGCGGCGGGAGGAGGCUCCGCUCGCUCCCCGCGAUGCUGCGGCCGCCGCUGGCAGCUUGGGGGGCUCCGGCCAAGGGCUGCCCAGCCCUGAGGAUUCCCGAGCACCGGGAACGGGAGCCGGGCCCCACCGCCGCCCAGCCCGACCCGCUGCUCCCGGUGCCCGCUGGAAGCGGCCCCGGCCCGGCGCUGCCCACGGUUCGCCGCUGUGCCCGGGGCCGUGCCCGGCCUGCCCGCUGCUUUCGUUUUCCGCCGUUUCACCGGAGCGAGGAAGAGCACCGGGAGGGCCGCGGACCCCGCCGGGCCAGGGCCAGGCCGGGUGAAUGGGGACGUGAGGAGACUGGGGACAACCAGGGGGACACUCGGGACUCCUGCGUGCCUGUGGCUUGCUGUGCGGGCAUCUGGGGCUCACGGCUGCGCCCCCCGGUGCGUUCCCGGGUGGGCGAUGGGGAAAGGCCCGUGAGCCCCCCGGGCCCGGCCGGUGCUGCCCCGGGGUCGCCGGGAGAGCGGAGCGGGACCCUCGAACGGCGGGGACCGGCCCCGGGCGGCCGCACGGGGGGGACGUGGAGCCGGACCUCGACCCCAGGCUCUGCCCCGCCGCCCCUCCGAGCCGCGGCCGCGCUUUCUCCCGGGCCAGGGGGGUUUCUCCGCGUCCGGGGGGCACAGGCAGGCCGGGCCCGCCGUGACCCCCGUUAG
Molecule: messenger RNA, 2094 nt
Organism: Poecile atricapillus (Black-capped chickadee)
Lineage: Eukaryota; Metazoa; Chordata; Aves; Passeriformes; Paridae
Product: collagen alpha-1(I) chain-like
Exons: 5
Coding region: 1-2094 (697 amino acids)
Source: RefSeq, a predicted model, not a curated record